UCAGGAACAGAUGCAUAUUCCUUAAAUAAGAAGUGGCACGAAAAGUAAACAAUUUAUAGGUUAGAAUCAUCUGUCAAAGUGAUCGCAACAAUCGCAACUCUGUUUGUGCACAUAUUUUAACAAUAUACAAAAAAAUUAUUUAACAUUCGUCUGCAAUUAAAUUCUAAUACUUCCAAAAAUUAAAAAUAAAAAAAAACACAAAGUCGGAUUCACUUGACAUGCAAGUUUCUAACCCUAGAAAAUAAAAAUAUCCACAAACUUCUCACAGCGAUUGGUUGAAUUUUAAAAGUCACGCAUGUGAAAUACAUUUAAUACAUUUAAUUACCUGCAUCACACUUUAAAUUGAUUUUUUUUUGUCAUUUUAAAGAUGUACUGCCUGACAUUUGACAGCUAAACAAUACACAUUUUUUUCCAAGUGUUCAAAGUAGGUAAAGAAAAAAAAUGAAUUUAUUGUUACAAUCCAUUUUAUAAAUAUAAAAAAUAAAAGACUACACUAAAAGCAUCAAGAAUUGACUAGUUUUAACAGAAAAAAUAAUUGUCUUUUUUGUUAAAAAUAAUAUACAAAAAGUGACAAUAAUGAGUAUUAUAAAGGAAAAAAAUAAAGAGAAUGUUGCAUUAAAUAGUUGUGAAGAAGACAAGGAUGAUAAUGAUAAUGGAAAUAAUGAAAAUAAUUAUGUUACGCCUGAAAUGGUCCUUCGACUACCAACAAUUACAGACAAAUAUUUUUGCCUACCAGAAAAAAAUACCUACGAAAUUGAUUUCACACGAUUUCAAAUAAGAGACUUGGAGACUGGAACAGUUCUCUUUGAAAUUGCAAAGCCACCUGUGAAUGAACAUGAUACACCGCGUAAGGAACCACAGCAGGAUGAGGCUGGUCGUUUAGAUCCAAAUGCUGGACGUUUUGUUCGAUAUCAAUUUACGCCACAAUUUUUAAAAUUAAAAACUGUUGGCGCAACUGUCGAAUUUCUAGUUGGAAAUCAACCAGUCAAUAAUUUAAGAAUGAUUGAACGUCACUUUUUUCGUGACCGAUUACUAAAGACGUUUGAUUUUGAAUUUGGCUUUUGCAUACCGAAUAGUAAAAAUACAUGCGAACAUAUUUACGAAUUUCCAACACUUCCUGCUGAUUUGAUUGCAGAAAUGAUAGCGAAUCCAUUCGAAACGAGAUCUGAUUCUUUUUAUUUUGUUGACAAUCGAUUGAUAAUGCACAAUAAAGCAGAUUACGCUUAUAAUGGAGGAAUGGAAAAGAAAGACUAAAAAAAGAACUUCAAAACUGAAAAAAAAUUUAAAUAGUAUUCUUUAGAUUUUUCAUACGUGUGUGAAAAUACUUUUUGAAAAAAAGAAUUUUCAACAAUCUCACUGCAAUCUUUAUAUUUUUCAACAAAAAAAAAUCACUGUAAUUCUCACUUUUGAAGUUUUGUUUUCAAGUGCGUUACUCAAUUUUUAGAAGCACAUUAUUUUUGUAUACUAUUUUCUUUCAAGAUUUUCUUAAUUUGAAAUUAAGAAAAUUGAAUUCACUUUUACACUUAUAAAAUUGUGAUAAUUGUACAAAAUAUUUAAUUUUACUAUAAUAAUGUACAUAGAGAAUAAGCUUUCUAGGCUAUUAUGAAAUUUGCACAUUCUAUUUUCAAUUUGUUUUUACUUCGAUGAUGAUGAUGAAAAAAUGAAAAUAUACACACUGUUAAUUCACCUCUGAA
Messenger RNA from Leptopilina heterotoma, 1694 nucleotides. It is a transcript of the gene unc-119, whose product is annotated as protein unc-119 homolog. The transcript is spliced from 4 exons. Gene Ontology annotation, cellular component: cilium. Lineage: Eukaryota; Metazoa; Arthropoda; Insecta; Hymenoptera; Figitidae. The coding region runs from base 577 to 1254 and encodes 225 amino acids. Gene Ontology annotation, molecular function: lipid binding. Gene Ontology annotation, biological process: lipoprotein transport; nervous system development; cilium assembly. The record is from RefSeq and is a predicted model, not a curated record.